This is a messenger RNA of Equus quagga, 7963 nucleotides long. RefSeq names its product glutamate receptor interacting protein 1 (gene GRIP1). The record is from RefSeq and is a predicted model, not a curated record. Gene Ontology annotation, biological process: neurotransmitter receptor transport, endosome to postsynaptic membrane. The coding region runs from base 379 to 3798 and encodes 1139 amino acids. Lineage: Eukaryota; Metazoa; Chordata; Mammalia; Perissodactyla; Equidae. Gene Ontology annotation, molecular function: nuclear glucocorticoid receptor binding. The transcript is spliced from 24 exons.
UCCUCUCGCCUCAGCUGAAUCUCUUGUUGAACUUUGUUCUGUUUUGUUUUGAAGUCCAAAGCUUUGCUGUUUAUUUUUUCUCUUAGUCUUUCAUUGGCAUUUCACUUUCUCUCUCUUUUCCUUUUUUUUUUUUCUUUUUGAAUUGUGCAUUUGACAGUUUAUUGAGCAAAGUAAGAAAUCUUGUCAAACCCAUAUCGCUGUGAUUUUUCCCCUCUCCUGGCUAGAAUCUCUGCGUUGAUGGUGGCACAGAGGCAGAUGGAAGGUAGCGCGUCCGGCCCCAGGUUUGUGUCGGGCAUCCAUGCUCCUCCAGCUCCCUGAGCAGCUGGGCUGUUGCUCCGCUCUGGUGCUGGCUGAGCCAGGCUGCAGGGUGAGUGAGAGAUGGACCGCUUCCUGGGUUUUGUCAAGCAGAUAAGAAGAUCUAGGAGAAGAAAGGGGAAAAAGUACCGGCCAGAAGAGGAUUACCACGAGGGCUAUGAGGAUGUCUAUUAUUACGCGGCAGAGCAUUUUCGAAAUGAGAGUCCCUACACUAAAUCCGCCAGCCAGACAAAGCCGCCUGAUGGAGCGUUGGCUGUGAGGAGACAGAGCAUCCCAGAGGAAUUCAAGGGCUCCACUGUGGUUGAGCUGAUGAAGAAGGAAGGCACGACCCUCGGGCUGACUGUCUCGGGCGGAAUCGAUAAGGAUGGCAAGCCUCGAGUAUCGAAUCUGCGGCAAGGAGGAAUUGCCGCCAGAAGUGAUCAGCUGGAUGUGGGGGACUACAUCAAAGCAGUGAAUGGGAUCAAUCUGGCCAAAUUCCGCCAUGACGAGAUCAUCAGCCUCCUGAAGAAUGUUGGAGAAAGAGUGGUUCUUGAAGUCGAGUAUGAGCUGCCUCCUGUCUCUGUUCAAGGAUCGAGUGUUAUAUUCCGGACAGUGGAGGUCACGUUACAUAAAGAAGGCAAUACUUUUGGCUUUGUGAUACGAGGGGGAGCGCACGAUGACAGAAAUAAAUCUCGUCCGGUUGUGAUAACGUGUGUUCGUCCGGGAGGGCCUGCGGACAGAGAGGGCACCAUCAAACCUGGCGAUAGGUUGCUCAGUGUGGACGGAAUUCGGCUUCUUGGAACCACGCAUGCCGAAGCCAUGAGUAUUCUUAAGCAGUGUGGACAAGAAGCAACGCUGCUGAUAGAAUAUGAUGUCUCAGUCAUGGAUUCUGUGGCUACAGCAUCCGGGCCACUACUAGUGGAAGUUGCCAAAACUCCUGGUGCCAGCCUUGGGGUUGCCCUCACUACCUCGAUGUGCUGUAACAAACAGGUCAUCGUCAUAGACAAAAUCAAAUCUGCCAGUAUCGCGGACAGAUGCGGGGCGCUGCACGUGGGAGACCACAUCCUGUCGAUCGACGGGACCAGCAUGGAGUACUGCACGCUGGCGGAGGCAACCCAGUUCCUGGCAAACACCACCGACCAGGUCAAGCUGGAGAUUCUUCCCCAUCAUCAGACCCGCCUGGCCCUGAAGGGCCCUGACCACGUGAAAAUUCAGAGGAGCGACAGGCAACUUACGUGGGACUCCUGGGCCAGCAGCCACUGCAGCCUUCACGCCUGCCAUCACUAUAACACGUUCCACCCUGCCCGUGGCAGUGUGCCAGCCCUGCCGCUCCCGCCAGCGCCUCCUCCAAACAGCCCUCCAGCUUUGGUGUCUUCAUCCUUCUCUCCUACCUCCAUGAGUGCAUACAGCCUGAGUUCCCUGAACAUGGGAACUUUACCUCGAAGCCUCUACUCCACUAGCCCACGUGGAACCAUGAUGAGGAGGAAGCUGAAAAAGAAAGACUUCAAAAGCUCACUGUCUUUAGCCUCUAGCACGGUGGGCCUGGCUGGGCAGGUUGUUCACACAGAAACCACAGAAGUCGUGCUGACAGCAGAUCCUGUCACAGGAUUUGGGAUCCAACUGCAGGGCAGUGUGUUCGCCACAGAGACACUCUCUUCCCCACCUCUGAUUUCCUAUAUCGAAGCUGACAGCCCGGCGGAGAGAUGUGGGGUGCUACAGAUUGGAGACAGAGUGAUGGCCAUUAAUGGAAUUCCAACUGAAGACAGCACCUUCGAGGAAGCCAAUCAGCUCCUCCGAGACUCUUCCAUCACGAGCAAGGUCACUCUGGAAAUCGAGUUUGAUGUUGCAGAGUCUGUCAUCCCAAGUAGUGGAACGUUUCAUGUAAAGCUCCCUAAGAAGCACAGUGUGGAACUUGGAAUUACCAUAAGUUCACCAUCCAGUAGAAAACCAGGAGACCCCCUCGUCAUAUCAGAUAUCAAGAAAGGCAGUGUGGCGCACAGAACUGGAACCCUGGAACUUGGGGAUAAGUUACUUGCAAUAGACAACAUCCGGCUGGACAACUGUUCCAUGGAAGAUGCGGUUCAGAUCCUCCAGCAGUGCGAGGACCUGGUGAAGCUCAAGAUCCGCAAAGAUGAAGAUAAUUCAGAUGAGCAAGAAAGUUCUGGAGCAAUUAUUUACACCGUGGAGCUUAAGCGCUACGGGGGACCGCUUGGCAUCACAAUUUCAGGAACUGAAGAGCCGUUUGAUCCUAUAAUCAUUUCCAGCCUCACUAAAGGGGGAUUAGCUGAAAGAACUGGCGCAAUCCACAUAGGAGACCGAAUCCUAGCCAUCAACAGCAGCAGCUUGAAAGGGAAGCCUCUGAGUGAAGCCAUCCAUUUGUUACAGAUGGCGGGAGAGACUGUCACCUUGAAAAUUAAGAAACAGACAGAUGCUCAGUCAGCAUCAAGUCCCAAGAAAUUCCCCAUUCCCAGCCACUUGAGUGACCUGGGAGAUGUGGAGGAGGACCCCUCUCCAGCACAGAAGCCAGGCAAGCUCGCCGACAUGUACUCCUCCACUGUGCCCAGUGUGGACAGUGCUGUGGACUCAUGGGAUGGCUCUGGAAUUGAUGCCAGCUAUGGGAAUCAAGGCACCGGCUUUCAGGCCUCAGGAUACAACUUCAACACCUACGAGUGGAGAGGUUCAAAACAGAGAGGCAGCUUGUCCCCAGUCACUAAGCCGCGGAGCCAGACUUACCCAGAUGUGGGGCUGAGCAGCGAAGACUGGGACCGGUCCACGGUCAGCGGUUUUACAGGGGCUCCGGAUGGCACCGAGGCUGAGCAAGAGGAGAACUUCUGGUCUCAAGCUCUGGAGGACUUAGAAACCUGCGGGCAGUCGGGAAUUCUGCGCGAACUCGAGGCAACAAUCAUGUCGGGGAGCACGGUGAGUUUGAAUCACGAGGCCCCAACACCCCGCAGUCAGCUGGGGCGGCAGGCCAGCUUCCAGGAACGGAGCACCUCGCGGCCGCACUAUAGCCAGACAACUCGGAGCAACACCCUGCCCUCCGAGGUGGGCAGGAAGUCCGUGCCCCUGAGAAAAAUGAAACAGGAAAUAAAGGAGAUGAUGUCCCCAACUCCGGUGGAGCUGCACAAGGUGACCUUGUACAAGGGCUCUGACAUGGAGGACUUUGGGUUCAGUGUAGCGGAUGGCUUGCUGGAGAAAGGAGUAUAUGUCAAAAAUAUUCGCCCAGCUGGGCCAGGAGAUCUUGGUGGCUUAAAGCCCUAUGACAGGCUCUUACAGGUUAAUCACGUCCGAACGAGAGACUUCGACUGUUGCCUCGUGGUGCCCCUCAUAGCAGAAUCGGGCAACAAGCUGGACCUGGUUAUCAGCAGAAACCCCCUGGCUUCACAGAAAUCUGGAGAACAGACUCUACCAGGAGGGGAAUGGAGUGACCAGAACAGUGCUUUUUUCCAGCAGCCUAGCCAUGGCGGUAAUUUGGAGAUACGAGAACCCACUAACACGUUAUAGCAAUGCUUUUUAUAAAGCAGGACAAAGACAAUAUCUACAUGGUGCUAAAACAUCCCUCUCAGAUUCUGUGACGUCUGAAGCACAGAUAAUCACGUGGCAUUAACUGCAAGCACAGGGGUCUUUUAAAUCUCUCACGGCUCGUGUUCACUUCCCUUUCCAGGUUGAGGAGGUUUCUGUUUUGGUGACCACUAAGGUAUGUGGCAGGCAACUCCCUGCCAGCCCCAACGGGAGAGAAAAAUAAAAAUAGGUAGGACGCCCCUCCCCACAAUUAACAUCAGAGGAAAUUUUUUACAAGUUCAUCUUCCUAUCACUUUUUAAAAAGAGAAACGUCUGUUUGAAAAUAUUCUCUACGAUCAUUUCCUUAAUUCACUUUGCAGUUUCUUACUAUGAAGCCGUUCAUGUAAGAACUUGACCAACAAGUCUUUUGACAAAGCUGGCUCUACUACGGGAACUAGGGUUUGUAAGCUGCCGGGGCCACUGCUGUGGGAGGGGUUCAGGUAGAGAAUUGUUACCUUAAAAUGUUUCAGCGACGAUGCACGUAGGAGACCAUAAUAGGUGGUGGUAAUGUUUGCCCAAGUAUAGGAAUGAUUUUAACCACGAUGUAUGCUAUUCCCUAUGCAACAAAUAUCAAACAGGAUAUGUCUUGUGACCUGUUUUUUUUUUUUUAAGGACACAUUUUUAAUAGCUGAAAAUCUCUAAUAAUGAAUUAGAGUGUUUAGUAACACUGAGAAUUAGCUAUCUUAUUUUUAAAAUUCAAGACUAAGAAUUUAAGAGAGAAUGAAGAGUCUAUUAAAAUGAGAUUUAUCUUAAUGCUAGGCAAAUCAAACUCAUACUGCUUGACGUGUUUAUACUGACUGGUUAUACUGAGGGUGUACAGCACAUGUACUUAAAGAUGACACUGGAAUAUCUUUUGUUCUGAGCCAUGCCACUUACCGAAAUUGUAAAUACAUUCUUCACAAAAUGCAUUGCCAAUUAUUACCAUCCCUCAAAGCAAUAAAGUGAGACAGUUGCUUUUAAAGUUUGUCAGCAACUGUUUUCAUUUGUUCAGAUAUUUUGAAUAGUUACAAUAACUGUUAUUUGGUGAAUAUAAAAAAAAUAGAUCUGUAUAUUGAUUGUAGAAUCUCCAUACAGAAAUGAUUAUUUUCCAAACAUUUUCAUUUUGGUCAACAAUUAAUUCAAACAACCGCUUAGGUAAAGCAUUCGAACACUGUGUCCUUUGUUUAGGGAAAAAGUUCACCUUUCUUUUUGUGCAAAGAAAAUAUAUUAUUUCAAGCAUAUUUCAGAACCGCCAGGGCAAGAAGGUAUAAAGCAGAAUCAUGUGAAGAAAAACGGAUCAUGAGUCACUCAAAUAUGUAUUUUUAUUUGUAACAAGUAUUAAGCUGUAAAGUAUUUUUGUACAAAUUUAAUACUUUAAUAGCAUGAUAUUUAUCGUCUAUGUAUGGUUUUGGGGAAUUCAAAAUUGUUGCAAAUAUUUGUAUGGAAAAAAAAACCCUCUACCAAAUGGAAUAAACAGUGAUUUUAAAAAGCCCCCCCAAAAAACGGCACGCAUGUUUUUGGUGCUUUGAAUACAUUUUAGUGCUCCAGAGGGAGUCGUACACAAUGCUUGUUGUUACCUAAUUUUCUAAAGGGGAAGGUUUUGCCAUAAGCUUGAAAAGGAGGACAGGAGAGUGGGCAGAGCAUGGGUUCUGAAAUCGGAUCUGGGUUUGAAUUCCAGCUCUGGGACUCACUGGUGGGGUAAACUCACUUCCCAGGGGUCAGUUUCCCCACCUGUGACACUGAAGGGUCCAUUUGCACUCUGGCACUGCUGUGAGGAUGGGGUGUGACAUGCAGGUGAAAGUGUGGAAACAGCCUGCAGACGGGAACACCCCAACACUAGCAGUAGGUUUAUUCUAGGUGACAAGGAUAGAUCCUAACUGAAGGAUCACACAUCUCCCCUCAGAGAACAUUACAUGCAUUCUAUGAAAUACAUUUACAUCAACUAUUAAAGUGUACAAAUUCUAAUUAUGCUAUCUUAAAAAAAAACUACACCCAUAGUCCCAACAUUUUCAUUUUUGCAGGUUACCCUGUAAGCCUUUUUAAAUUCACAGGAACAAGGCAAGGAUGUGCAUUCUUGCCACUUCUAUUUAACAGGGACCUAGAGGUUUCAGCCAGGGCAGUAAGACAAGAACACGAAAUAAAAGGCAUCCCGAUUGGAAAGGAAGAAGUAAACUAUCUUUACUUGCAGAUGAUAUAAUCUUAUAUGUAAAAAAUCCUAAGGAAUCCACUACGAAUGUAUUAAAACUAAUAAAUGACUUUAACAAGGUUGCAAGAUAAGAUCAAUAGACAAAAAUCAAUUGUAUUUCUAUACAGUAACAAUAAACAAGCCAAAAAUAAAGAAAACAAUACCAUUUUCAGUAGGAUCACAAAUAAAAUACUUAGGCAUAAACCUGAUAAAAGAAGUAAAAACCUUAUACUUUGAAACUGCAAAACAUUGUUGAAAGAAAUGAGAGAAGACAUAAGUAAGUAGAAAGACAUCCUAUGUUCAUGGAUCAGAAGACUUACUAUUGUUAAGAUGGCCAUACUCCCCAGAUCUGUAGAUUCAACACAAGCCCCCUCAAAAUCCCAGCUGACAACUUUGUACAAAUCGACAAGCUGAUCCUAAAACUCAUACGGAAAUGCAAGGGACCCAGAAGAGCCAAAAAAUCUUGAAAGAGAAGAAUUGGAGGACUCACGUUUCUUGAUUUCGAAACUUACUACAAAGCUAAUGAAGACAACAUGUUGCUGGCAUAAAGACAGACAUAUGAAUCAAUGAAAUAGAAUUGAGAAGCCAGAAAUAAACCCUCAUAUUUACGAUCACUUAAUUUUUGACGAGGGUACCAAGACAAUUCAAUGGGGAAAGAACAGUCUCUUCAAGAAACAGAGCUGGAACAGCUGGAUAUCCACAUGCAAAAGAAGCAACUUUGACUACUACCCCACCAUAUAUAAAAAUUAACUCAAAAUGAAUCAAAGAACUAAAUGUAAGAUCUAGAACUAUUCAACUCUUACAAGAAAAAACAGGAGUAAGUGUUCAUGACUUUGGAUAGGCAAUAGUGCCUUAGAUGAAGCAGCAAAAACACAAGCAACAAGAAGAAAAAUAGAUACACUAGACAUCAUGAGAAUUAAAAACUUGUGCUUCAAAGGACACCAUCAAGAAUGUGAAAAUAAAAUCCACAGAAUGGGAAAAAAAUUUUUUAAAUAAUGUUUCUAAUUAAGGGCAUAUGUAGCAUAUAUAAAGAACUCAUAUCUUGAAAAUGAAAAAUAACAAUUUAAAAAUGGGCCAAAGAUCUGAACAGACUCUUCUCCAAAAAGGACAUACACAUAGCCAAUAAGCCGAUGAACAGAUGAUCAAAAUCACUAGCUGUAAGGGAAAUGCAAACCAAAACCCCAGUGAAAUAUCACUUCACGCCCACUAGGAUGGCUAUAAUCAAAAAGUCAGACAAUAACAAGUGUUGGAGGGAAUGUGGAUAACUGGAGCCCUCACGCACUGCUGGUAUAAAUGUGAAAUGGUGCAGCUGCUUUGGAAAAGAGUCUGGCAGUUCCUCAAAAUGUUGAGUUACCAUGUGACCCACAAUUCCACUCCUAGGUAUAUACCUAAAAGAAAUGAAAAUGUAUGUCCACACAAAAACUUGUCCACAGGUGUUCAUUAGUUAUAAUAGCCAGAAAGUGGAAACAACCCAAAUGUCCAUCAACUGACGGAUACAUUCAAUGUGCUAUAUCCAUACAAUGGAAUAUUAUUUGGUAAAAAAAGAGAUGAAGGCAUUUUGCCUCAUUGCACUAAGGGAAAGCAAGAUGGGGUCACCUGCAGCUCUACUGGAGCCACCUGCAAAAAUUCAGCCAAGGUUCCAGAUCUUGCCACAUCAGCUCAGACCCACAGUCUGAUCUGGAAACCCGGCAUCAAUCUACGCCUCCAGCUUUCCCAUCAGUACAUGAAGGAUCUAGGCUUCCAGUUGGACUGACCAAUCUUCCUUGAAUGGAUUAGCCAAGCCAUCUAUCCAAUGAAAGAAACAAUGCUAGCUCUUCGUACAUAAAUUUUUUAAAAAUCUUUUUUUAAAAAAAGAGAUGACUGGGGCCGGCCUGGUGGUGCAGUGGUUAAGUUCGCAAGUUCCGCUUUGGCAAUCCGGGGUUCACUGGUUCAGAUCCCGAGUGC